AUGAAGAUUAGAACGAGGGCAUAUUUUAAAGUUAUGGUUGGAAAGGAAAAUAUCAGGUUUUGCCCAAUAUUGAAUCUUUUCAAAAGCCGAUUCCAGCGCCGUCGUUUACCGACAGCACUUGGGGCAUUGACCCAGCAGUACUUGACCGAAAGAAUUCCUCCGCACCAUACCAAGAGGCUUGAGCCGUUGGUGAAUUGCAACGAUUUGAUUAAAAUCCCAUGGCCUCUGAUAAACAAUCGGUGCAAACGAACUCGGCUUCGUUGCAAUUGGAAGGAUUGUGGAUAUAACGCCGCGUUUCUAAGACGCAUGUUCGCCAACAUCAAAAAUGUCCGAAAGGGGAUUGCUCGUGGGAAGGGGCGGAAGAUGAGAAAGAAAAGAAACGUCACGUUUGGGAGAUUCACGAGAAAUGGGCGGCUCAAAACAACUACUCUAGUAUUGGGGGACAGUGCCCUACAUGUGGCGCGAAAUUUAGGCGACAGGACUAUGUAA
Messenger RNA from Pyricularia grisea, 489 nucleotides. RefSeq lists its product as uncharacterized. Lineage: Eukaryota; Fungi; Ascomycota; Sordariomycetes; Magnaporthales; Pyriculariaceae. The record is from RefSeq and is a predicted model, not a curated record. The transcript is spliced from 3 exons. Bases 1 to 489 code for a protein of 162 amino acids.